AUGCUGAUUAUCGUGUUUGGUAUUCAUAGGAUAGAUUAUUCAGAUGAAGUAGAAGAAUUAAUUGAACAAAUCAAAACUAAUUUGAAUCAAUUGGAGAAAUUAACUUCUAAACAACUCUUACCUUCUUUUACUGAUCGAUCAAAUGAAGAAAAAGAAAUCGAUCAACUUACUCAUCAAAUCACAAGACAAUUUAGAACAUCACAAGUUUUGAUUGGUAAGAUUGGAGAAAAUCAAGAUGAUUCAAAUUCGAAACCUAAAGCUAAAGCUAAGACUAAAGAAAAUCAAAAGGUUAUUCAGAAUGUACAAGUUGGAUUGAUGAGUAAGAUUCAAGAAUUGAGUCAAACGUUUCAAAAAAGACAAAGAGUUUAUCUUCAACAUUUGAAAUCUACCGAAACAUCAAAUCCAAACCACGCAUUAAUCAACAUAACAGAUGACCAACCCUCACCAAGAUCUCAUUCAUCUUUUUCCCAACAACAACAACAACAACAACAAACAAGAAGUUUUAAAUCAAAUCAGGUUGAUCUACAACAAAGAGAUCGAGAAAUCGAAGGCAUUAGUCAAUCAAUCUUAGAGUUAUCGGAAAUGUUUAAGGAUUUAAGUGUUUUGGUUAUUGAUCAAGGUACGAUGUUGGAUAGGAUUGAUUAUCAUGUGGAAGAGAUGUCGAGGAAUUUGAAAGGUGCUGUUAAUGAACUUCAGAUCGCUAAUAAACAUUCGAAUCGGUCCGGGAAAUGUAAAUUGAUCUUCUUAUUGAUCAUCUUAAUCUUUGCUGCAAUCUUAUUGUUGGUCUUUAAACCUCGUCAUUCUCCUACUACUACUCCUUCUACUCCUCCUUCUACUUCUACAACAUCAACAUCACAAUCUAACAAUCCAAAUACCAUUGCUUCAAAUCCUCAAUUAACUCCUUCAAUUUCAAAUCCAAAUAAAUUUAUUAAACUUCGUUCUAAACUUAAACAAAGAUGGAAAGAUGAUUAA
Molecule: messenger RNA, 972 nt
Organism: Melampsora larici-populina 98AG31
Lineage: Eukaryota; Fungi; Basidiomycota; Pucciniomycetes; Pucciniales; Melampsoraceae
Exons: 6
Coding region: 1-972 (323 amino acids)
Biological process (GO): intracellular protein transport; vesicle-mediated transport; vesicle fusion
Cellular component (GO): SNARE complex; membrane; endomembrane system
Molecular function (GO): SNAP receptor activity; SNARE binding
Source: RefSeq, a predicted model, not a curated record